Messenger RNA from Drosophila rhopaloa, 670 nucleotides. RefSeq lists its product as uncharacterized. The record is from RefSeq and is a predicted model, not a curated record. Lineage: Eukaryota; Metazoa; Arthropoda; Insecta; Diptera; Drosophilidae. The transcript has 4 exons. Bases 95 to 670 code for a protein of 191 amino acids.
CGUGGAGUCGCGCCCAGAAUUGUGGGAUCUGUCCAAUAAAAAGCAUUUUAAUGCAACAUUUAUAAAAAGAUCGUGGGAGGAAAUAGCCUGGGAAAUGGACAAAGAUGAUAAUAGUUGCAAGCUGGCGUGGAAGUCUCUACGGGACAGCUACAAGUACCACAAGUGCAAGCAGCCAAAGAGUGGAAGUGCUGGAGGAGACCCACUGGAGAAGCCAACAGGUGCUGCGGAGUGGGAUUUCGCCCCCUACAUGAGCUUCCUGCCGGACUUAUCCACGCAGAGGCAAACAACCCAUUCUGUGUUUUCGGAGAGCGACGGAGCACAAGCAAUGGACUACUCCAUUGAGGAAACUCAAGACCCUGUUGAAGUUGGCUUUUUGGAAGCGGAGGCGGAGCUGGAGGUCGAGCUGUCUGAGGCCCAAAAGGAACUGUAUUCCUAUGGUGGCGGAAGAAGGAGCGCCAAGAAGCGAAAGGUGGAGGAAACACCAGCAGCCAAAAUGUGCGACAUGCUGGGCAACUUUCUGGAGCAGCAACAAAAGGCUCCCCUUCCCACUCCUCCAAGGCCGGUAUAUGCCUACUGGGAGUCGAUUCUUAGCACGCUUCCUCCGGAACGUGCUGCCGAAGUCGAAAGGAAGAUGACCCGGCUUCUGUGGGAGGAGAAAGACGCCAGUUAA